Messenger RNA from Vigna angularis (adzuki bean), 381 nucleotides. RefSeq lists its product as uncharacterized. Bases 1 to 381 code for a protein of 126 amino acids. NCBI's taxonomy places the organism in Eukaryota, Viridiplantae, Streptophyta, Magnoliopsida, Fabales, Fabaceae. The transcript has a single exon. The record is from RefSeq and is a predicted model, not a curated record.
AUGGGUGUUGGAAGAGCCCUUCGCUCGAGGAAACUUUCUCCUAAGUUCAUUGGUCCAUACCAAAUUUUGAGACGAAUUGGGCCAGUCGCUUAUGAGAUUGCGCUACCCCUUCAAUUGGCCAAUCUCCAUUCAGUUUUUCAUGUAUCCCAACUAAGAAAGUAUGUACCUGAUCCUUCUCACAUUUUAGAAAUAGAAGAUAUUCAAAUCCGAGAAGAUCUCUCAGUGGAAGUACAACCUGUUUGUAUAGAAGACACUAAAACAAAGGAACUUAGAGGAAAAACUAUCAAUUUAGUCAGGGUAGUUUGGGAUAGGAGAACAUGUGACUCUACAUGGGAGUUAGAAGAAGAAAUGAAGCAAUUAUACCCUCAACUAUUUUCUUGA